Molecule: messenger RNA, 1140 nt
Organism: Diversispora eburnea
Lineage: Eukaryota; Fungi; Glomeromycota; Glomeromycetes; Diversisporales; Diversisporaceae
Source: the annotation of a GenBank genome assembly
AUGACCAGUCUUGAAAUAGAAGUAUCAAAUGCUUCUAAUAAACGAAUACAAGACAAUAUCAAUUACUUUGACAUACAAUCGCUUCAACCGAAUGAUGAUAACAUAAAUAAUAAUAAUACCGAUAUCAAUGUUUCCAAAGAAAUUCCUGAAAUUGUUAAACUUAUCAAAGAUUUAAAAAAUAAAAUUAAAGAAAUAAAAGAACAAAUCAGUGAUACCGUGAAAAAAGCUAGUGAUCACCAGUUGAAGAUCAAUGAUGGUGUAUCAUUACUUGAUAUCAAAUAUCAAACACUUCUUCAAUAUAUUACAAAUUUAUGUUUUGUAAUUCACUUGAAAUUAAGUGGAAAAUCAAUAAUUGGACAUCCCGUAAUAACAAAUUUAGUAGAAUUGAGAAUUGUUUUAGAAAAGAUUAAACCAGUUGAACAAAAAUUAAAAUAUCAAACGGAUAAAUUAAUUAGAGCUGCUACUAUGGAAAAUCAUAAUGAAGAGAAUAAAUUUAAUGAUAAUAUGACAACAAAUUCUAUGACUGAUCCUCUAUCAUUUAAACCUAAUCCGCAAAAUUUGGUGUCAGAUUUUUAUGAAAAUAAUGUAAAAGAAAAUGAUGUCAAAAAACCUGGAAUAUAUAAGGCACCAAAAUUGGCACCUGUACAUUUUGAUGAGGGAGGUUCUCGUUCUAAAGAAGAAAAAGAAAAAUCUCGUAAUUUGGCAAGAGCUUCAAAAUCUCGUAUAAUGAAAGAUCUUAUGAUUGAAUAUGAUGAUAGACCAGAAGAAGUAGAUAUCAUUGGUGCAAAUGAAGCCACCAUAAUUGAUGAAAAAUUGGAAAAGAAUUUUGCUAAACGUAAUCAAUUUGAAGAGGAGAAUUUUAUUAGAUUGCCAAUCUUGGCGACUAUACAAAAUGAUGUCGAGGAAGAAGAAUCAAGUAAUGUUCUUGCCAGAAGAAAUGCUCGAAAAGAAAAUUAUCGUCGAAAUUCAGAUGAUGACGACAAAAGAGCGUCUGCAUCAAAAUUGGGUAAUGAAAACCUGAGAAGUAGAAAUAAUAAGGAAUUAUUUAAUGGUCUAAUAAGUAAUUCAUCACAGAACAAAAAAAGGAAAACAAAAUUUCAAACUGCAAAGAAAAACAUGAAGAAACACAAACGGAAAUGA